Molecule: messenger RNA, 1542 nt
Organism: Dissoconium aciculare CBS 342.82
Lineage: Eukaryota; Fungi; Ascomycota; Dothideomycetes; Mycosphaerellales; Dissoconiaceae
Exons: 3
Coding region: 355-1161 (268 amino acids)
Cellular component (GO): membrane; cytoplasm
Source: RefSeq, a predicted model, not a curated record
CGGCCGGCCAGUCCCACGUUUUAUUGUUGACCCCCUCUCGCUCGCGUGUUGCUACAUACACACGAUCCACGACAAUCGCAUCCGGCUGUCAUCAUCGACAGACGUUCAUAACGAGGACAAUACAACCACGUCCGAUUGAUGAUCCCGAAUUGUGCUGUUCUACAACACACUCCUGUCGCGACAUUCCCGGCGACACUUUCGGAGCGCGCCGCUCGGCAUCUUAGUUGCACGACAGCAUCGUCGGCUACAUUGAUAUAUAUCCAUCGCUUUUGCCGCCGAUAAGCCAUCGCCUCGCCGACCCUCGAGCCUUUACGAAAUAUAACGAUAGCAUAAGAGCAGAAAUAUCGCACAAAGAUGUCGCAAGUCAAAUUCGAAGAGCGCCGGGAGACCGUUCGCACCACCAAUGCCGCACCUUCACCGCGCGCUGGUGUCGCUCCUCCUCCGCCCGCUCAAAAGGAAGACCUGGCUCAUGAGAUCGGAAAUGCGCUCACUCAGGGCGCAGGGCCCAAUGGAUAUCUUGCGUGGUACCUCGAGAAACUUCACAAAGACCCGCUUCGCACCAAGAUGGUCACCUCGGGUGCUCUAGCAGGUCUGCAAGAAUUCCUGGCUUCAUGGAUCGCCAAGGACCGAAGCAAGAACGGCCAUUACUUCACCAGCCGCGUGCCUAAGAUGGCCGUGUACGGCGCCUUCGUCAGCGCACCUCUCGGCCAUGUGAUGAUCGCCAUCCUCCAGCGCGUCUUCGCCGGUAGGACUAGCUUGAAGGCCAAGAUUCUCCAGAUUCUGGUUUCCAACUUGGUCAUCUCACCCAUCCAAAACGUCGUCUAUCUCACCUCCAUGGCCAUCAUCGCCGGCGCCCGCACCUUCCACCAAGUCCGCGCCACCGUCAAAGCCGGCUUCAUGCCCGUGAUGAAGGUCUCCUGGGUGGUGUCCCCACUCGCGUUGGCCUUCGCCCAAGCCUUCCUCCCCCACGAGACUUGGGUGCCGUUCUUCAACUUCAUCAGCUUCGUCAUCGGAACGUACGUCAACGCUCACACCAAGAAGAAGCGUCUGCAGGCUCUGCGUCGCAAGUACCAGGAGGGUGGCCGCAGCACCGCGGGAGGCGAUUCGCGAAGCGAGUACGAUGGUGGUCGACGGCCGCAGGGCCCGCCGGGUAGCUACUAGAGCAGAUUAGUGUUGUCUGUUUGCGGCUACGGUGAGAGUCUGGUUUUUCGAUAGUGAUGUUUUGCGUCGCUGUGAUGGAAGCCUUUAUUCAUCACGCAAAGGUCAUUACGAUCGGAACAUUAUUCCCGCGGGAGAUCUUGCGUCAAGACCUACGUGUGCCUCCGCCUGCGAGUAAUGAGAGAGACGGAGGGUGUGAUUCAGUAGGGAGGUUCUAGCGCCUUGAUUCUGUGUAUUUAUGUAUGUGUGAAUAUGACUAUUAUCGCCAAAGAUCAUUUAUCACCUCGCUGUAGUCUUGGCCCUUGAAAAGCGAUGGGUGAUACGGAUAGGCAGCGCCGAUUUGAUUAUGAAUUUACAUAUGCUCUAUUGUAUAAGUUCUAUUCA